This is a messenger RNA of Dendronephthya gigantea, 2607 nucleotides long. RefSeq lists its product as uncharacterized. NCBI's taxonomy places the organism in Eukaryota, Metazoa, Cnidaria, Anthozoa, Malacalcyonacea, Nephtheidae. The transcript is spliced from 2 exons. Bases 102 to 1748 code for a protein of 548 amino acids. Gene Ontology annotation, molecular function: DNA binding. The record is from RefSeq and is a predicted model, not a curated record. Gene Ontology annotation, biological process: DNA recombination; DNA integration.
GCCAAUGCGUCCACAACGCCGGUCAAAUAUUUAAAGGUCUCUAUCGAAAGGCAGUAAUACAUAUAUCUGCGUUUCAAAAGUAACUAUAAACAAAAACUACAAUGCCGAAGCAAGCUAAAAAGCGCCGUUCAACUCGUACUCGUCCAUCGCGUCAAAACGAACAAACUGUGGCGGAAACCAAUGGCGAGACGUCGAACGCGGCCAACCACACCAGCGAACAGCCGCUUGGUUCUGCCACGAACUACGCCGACAUGUCCACCGAAGUCCUCCAUCUUCUCUUGGCCCAGCGAAACCUCUCUCUUUCUGGUUCGCGUGACGUUCUUUUACGCCGCCUUGCUGAUCACGACAGAACGGCAAAUUCUCCAGCCUUAACACCAGCUCUACCACCACGUGAUCCGACUCCCAGUACGCCUCAAUUUUCCGCUGAAUCUCUCCGCUCGUUGGCAGUUAACCUCGCACCGUUGCUCCGCGACGUUUUGGCCCGCGACACGCCACCAUCGCCUCAACCACCGCUUCCACAACCAUCGCCAGCAGCGAGCCUUAUCGCGCAGUCCGCGCCAACACCCUCUUUCGAUCUGGGUAAUCCUUCCAGCGUUGCCACUUUAAUCUCGUCUUCGCCAGUUUACUCGUCAUCCACCUCAUUACCGUCAGAGACUCCCAGUCUGCCUAAGAAAGUCGAGGAACAGAUCGUUAACGAUGGACCGCUUCAAACAAUUAGCGCCGCUGGCCUCUCCUCUGCCUUGCGUCAUCCCAGUAUCCAUGAUUCAAACUUAAAGAACCGUGUUUAUGAACUUAUUCAGCAUUCAUGGGCACCAUCAACCAAACAAACCUACGCCGCCGGCAUAAAACAAUUCAUUUCAUUCUGCCUUGCAAAAGGUAUCGUGACACCCUGUUCACCUUUACUGCCUGCGACUGAACUUACCCUGCUCUACUUCGUCGGCCAUCUAUCCAAAUCUGUUUCAUAUUCAACUGUUAAAACAUACUUAGCUAGCGUGUCUUACCUCCACGUAAAUUUUCAAAUCCCAUUCGACAUGGGGAGCAUGCAACUAUUAGAAAAAAGUCUAAAAGGUCUGAAGCGCCUCAAGGGUGAAAAAUUGCGGGAUCGACGGCCUAUCACUGUGACCGAACUCGAGUCCCUUCAUUCUGCCCUACGACCUCAGUUUACAGACUGUUUAGACAAUGUGAUGCUUUGGGCCGCCUUCACUCUGGCCUUUUUUGGCUUCCUGCGCUGUAGUGAAUUCACGUGUAAUUCUCCAUUCGAUCCCGAGUGCCACCUAUCCCGCAAUGACAUUAUUUUCCACCCAAAUAUCCUCCACGCAGAAUAUUACGAUGUCUUGAUCAAGCGUUCCAAAACCGACCCUUUUCGUCGUGGAUGCCGUUUGACAAUCGGCUCAUCGCGUAAUAAACUCUGCCCGGUUCGAGCUAUGAAAACAUAUCUACUCCAGUCAUCGUCUGGCCAAACCCCUCGUCCACUGUUCCAAUUUACAUCUGGUGUCCCACUUACACGUGUAACCCUAACAUCGCAUCUACGUCAUCUACUUCAAGGGCAAGGACUGGCCGAAAACCUCUACGCCUCUCAUAGUUUCAGGAUCGGAGCUGCUACAGCUGCGGGCUCAGCCGGCCUACCCUCCUGGCUCAUCAAAACGCUAGGACGUUGGUCUUCAGACUGUUACGAGAGAUACAUUAGAACUCCAAAGGACGUCUUAGCUUCCGUUCCAUACAAACUAACUGCAAGUACCAAACAUUAAAAAUUUUGUUUUAAUAUCUACCUUUUAAACUCAAUCAUUAUGCUUCCUUGCUGUAUAGUCCGUAUAACACCAGUCCCCUAUUUGUGUGUAUGUGGAUCCUUCCUGCAAACUCAUAGCCUGCCGUAUGUUUUGUUCUGUCAUGCUACCACGGCAACUGCACGAUAUCUUCGAAUCUGUUUGUUCAAGGACCCACAUACACACAAUUGCCGGCCACCUUCGCAGGAUUGUGUUUUAAAGACAUUUUAGGGUGGCCCUCUCUCCUGUCGAAAGACAGGACUCUAAUUCGGCUACUUCCCGUGGCGGAAAUGGCGGUUUGCACUUUGUGCAGACCGCCAUUAAUGGCAGGAAGUGCUGUCCUUCUGGACAACACCUCACCACGUGAAGUGCAUUUGUACAGGUCAUUUUGGUCGAAAACGCGACCUGAUGACCUGACCUAGAGACUCGAUGGGUCAGUCAGACAAUAUUUGAGUCGAGCUGACUGACCUGAACAGGGGUCCGCCUGUUCCCCUGUUAUCUAGAGGUCCGCCUGUUCCUCUAGAAAAACCUAUAGUUUUUGCAUGCUCUGUCGGGUUUUGAGUGCCCUUACUGUCUCAGUAUAACUAAUGGUGGUCCCUAGAUCAUCAGGUCUCAACUCACUGAACAACAUGCACAGAGCUGGCUCACACCCUCUGCAACUUAGAGGUCCUCCUGUUCCUCUAGGAAAAACUUAGGUUAAUUAGAGCCUCUAGACCUUUUUUCGAGCGCUUCCUGCCCAAAUUAUAUGCCACAAAAAUGUCUCAUUGUGUUUUUCUUUGCUGAGUUGCCAGACGUUCAAAAUCCUUAUAAAGAAUCUCAACAUAUAAACUACAUUAAAAAAAAA